CAGGGAGCGGCGGGGCGGCUCCUCCUUCUGCAUCUCCUGCUCUCCAGCCAUGGCUGUAAAAGACCCUACAGCUGUGGAAAGAGCCAAUUUACUCAACAUGGCUAAACUGAGUAUCAAAGGACUUAUUGAAUCAGCUUUGAGUUUUGGCCGCACUCUGGAUUCCGACUACCCUCCUUUGCAGCAGUUCUUCGUUGUCAUGGAGCACUGCCUGAAGCAUGGCCUUAAAGUAAGAAAAUCCUUUCUAAGCUACAAUAAAACUAUCUGGGGUCCUCUAGAACUUGUGGAGAAGUUAUAUCCAGAAGCUGAGGAAAUAGCAGCAAGUGUCAGAGAUUUACCUGGCCUCAAGACACCCCUGGGCCGUGCCCGUGCCUGGUUACGUUUAGCACUAAUGCAGAAGAAAAUGGCAGACUAUCUUYGCUGCUUAAUCAUUCAGAGGGAUCUUCUCAGUGAAUUUUAUGAGUAUCAUGCACUAAUGAUGGAGGAAGAAGGAGCAGUUAUUGUCGGGCUGUUAGUAGGAUUAAAUGUGAUAGAUGCUAACCUGUGUGUAAAGGGAGAAGACCUAGAUUCACAAGUGGGGGUGAUUGAUUUCUCUAUGUAUUUAAAGAGUGACGAAGACAUCGGGGGUAAAGAAAGAAAUGUCCAGAUUGCUGCAAUUUUGGACCAAAAGAAUUAUGUUGAAGAAUUAAACAGACAACUAAAUAGUACAGUUAACAGUCUACAUGCAAGAGUUGAUUCAUUAGAGAAAUCAAACACUAAACUAAUUGAAGAGUUAGCAAUAGCCAAAAACAAUAUAAUUAAACUUCAGGAAGAAAAUCAUCAAUUAAGGAGUGAAAAUACACUUAUUUUAAUGAAAACACAACACCAUCUAGAGGUAACUAAAGUGGAUGUUGAAGCAGAGCUUCAAACAUACAAACAGUCCAGACAGGGUCUAGAUGAAAUGUACAAUGAAGCACGUAGACAACUUCGAGAGGAAUCACAGCUUCGACAAGAUAUGGAGAACGAGCUAAUGGUUCAAGUUAGUAUGAAACAUGAGAUAGAACUUGCUAUGAAGUUGCUGGAGAAGGACAUCCAUGAGAAACAGGACACUCUCAUAGGCCUUCGACAGCAGCUUGAUGAAGUUAAAGCAAUUAACAUGGAAAUGUACCAAAAGCUGCAGGUUACUGAAGAUGCUAUGAAAGAAAAGAAUGAGAUAAUUAGUCGAUUAGAGGAUAAGACCAAUCAAAUUAAUGCAACUAUGAAACAACUAGAACAAAGAUUGCAGCAAGCAGAGAAGGCUCAAAUGGAAGCUGAGAGUGAGGAUGAGAAACUUAAAGAGGAAUAUGGGCAUAAAUCUGAACAACUGCAGAGAGAAUUCUCCCAGAAGGAGAAACAGCUGCUUCAGCUGGAAACAGAUUUGAAAAUAGAAAAAGAGUGGCGACAGACCUUAGAAGAUGAUCUUCACAAGGAAAAAGAAACUGUGUCUCAGCUCAGAAUAGAGACCCAGGAAAUAGUUAACCUUAAAAAAGAUUUCCUUAAACUUCAGGAGAAGAACAGACAGCUGAAAAACAUAUGUCAAGACCAAGAAGCAGCUCUCCAAGACCUGGCAUCCAAGCUUAGCGAAUCAAAAAUGAAAAUAGAAGAUAUAAAAGAAGCAAACAGAGUGUUGCAGGGACAGGUUUGGUUGAAGGACAAAGAAGCUACACACUGCAAGUUAUGUGAAAAGGAGUUUUCACUUUCCAAAAGGAAGCAUCAUUGCAGAAACUGUGGUGAGAUCUUCUGUAAUGCCUGCUCUGACAACGAGCUGCCCCUGCCUUCCUCGCCAAAGCCCGUUCGCGUCUGCGACUCCUGCCACGCGAUACUUAUACAGAGGUGCUCUUUUAAUGUGCCAUAAAAUCCUUUUACAAAAUAUUUACCAACUAUUCCUGUUUAGCUAAUUAAAAAAAAUCAAGUAAAAAUGUAUCUAGAGCUACUUCUGGAAUUUCAGGUAAGCAGUCUAGAGUUGUAUUUUCAAGGUACUGUGAAGGAGUUAAAUGUUUGUUUCCUGUUGGAACAAAUGGAGAAAAUGGGACUUAAUCAUCUGUUUGGUUCCUGAAAGGAGGAGUAUCUGUAACUUAAAUAACACAAUUAAUGCAGGUUGUCCAUUAAGCUUUUCCUAAUUAUAUCUGUUUCUGCAUCGCAUCAUUUCAAGAUCUGAUAUAUUGAGUAUUGCACUGGCAUCUUUGUUUUCUGUAGUCACGGAUGGAAGGAGAUUGUAUCAGAUAGGUAAGAAACAAUUAUCAAUAGAUAAAAGAUGUAUUUUUUGGAAUUGUUUUGUAAAAAUAUAAAUAGGACAUAUACAGAUUUCUGCAAAGAGAGUAAUGUCCAUCAGAGUUUUUGCCUUAUGUUWUCUGUAAUCUCAGUUGUCUUUUCAUUAAUUCCAUGUAGAUGUGUUUGAUUUUUUUAGCUUAUAUGUGCAGUUGUAAUGUGCUGACAAAUUUGGCUCUAGAAGCUGAGUGCCAAGAGACACUAGGAUUGAAUAGCAGGGACUACAGAUCCUUUUUCUGUGCUUGUGUUGGCCAGUAAKGUUCGGCCACCUUUUGUCACCAUUUUUCUCAGUCUGACAGAGUUCAUUUCUGAACAAUAGUUUUAAAAAAUUAUUUUCCAGAGUGCUUUUGAGUAGGCAGGGCUAGUUCUGACAUAUUUUGUCACUCUUACGUUGAGGUUUCACAGUAACUUCUGCUGGAACUCGCAUCCUUAUUCUUCCAAUAGGCAAAAAUAUAUAUCCUUGAAUAAACUGUGUUUAGGAGUGACUUCACUUUGUUGCACUAGAAUGAAUCUUCCUUCUUAUGUGGUUGGGUCCGACAAUGGAAUCUCCUGGCUCUAAUGUGUACUGGUUAGCAGCAAGCAGACUUGCCUGCCCAAAUCGUUCCUUCACCCCUUUAUUUCUU
Messenger RNA from Nothoprocta perdicaria, 2906 nucleotides. It is a transcript of the gene RUFY2, whose product is annotated as RUN and FYVE domain containing 2. The coding region runs from base 50 to 1870 and encodes 606 amino acids. Gene Ontology annotation, molecular function: metal ion binding. The transcript has 18 exons. Gene Ontology annotation, cellular component: cytoplasm. NCBI's taxonomy places the organism in Eukaryota, Metazoa, Chordata, Aves, Tinamiformes, Tinamidae. The record is from RefSeq and is a predicted model, not a curated record.